UUCAUUUUGAUAACAUAUGUUGGGGUUAUUUUUUAUUGUUAUCGGUGGGGUCACGUAAAAUUAUUAUUUAAUUUUUAUAUUGAACCGAUCUUCCUAUAACUGACUGAAAUGUUGGUGCGAAAACUUUUAAGCCCUCGCAUGGGAAAUCUGGCACGCCGCUGGGCGAGCACCAAUCAGCUGAACUUUCAAAACGAGAAAAUGCAGGGGUAUUUGGAGUGCCUCCGCCAGGAGUACUACGGACUGCGGGUAUCUGCCGGUGGAAACAGCAAAGCAUAUGCUCGCCUUGCACAACUUGAAGGCGUGGUGACAGCCUUGGAACAGCGGCGCGUCCUGGAACGCAACAUAACCAGCGCCCAGGAUAUGGAGCUGGAAAAGGACGAGGAUAUGCGAUCGCUAAUGCAGGAGGAGAAUGCCAUCUAUACCGACUUACUGAGCAAACAGGAGCAAACCCUGCUGAGGGAACUGCUCGCCAUGGCCGACGAUGAAGUUUACCCUGCGCUUAUUUUUGGAAUAAAUGCUGGGGCCGGUGGCCAGGAGGCAAUGUUAUUCGCACAGGAGCUAUACGAGAUGUACACUAACUACUUCGAGCAUAAAGGCUGGGAUUACGAGGAGUUUGCCCACGAGACCACCGAUAUUGGAGGGAUAAGGCAUGCCAGCAUCAUGGUGAGCGGUGAAGAUGCCUUUACCUGGCUGCGCCACGAGGCGGGUGUCCACCGGGUCCAGCGAGUUCCGGCAACCGAGAAAUCCGGUCGCAUGCACACCAGUACAGCCUCCAUCACAGUGAUUCCUCGGCCGGCUGACGUGCAAGUGCAUAUCGCCGACAAAGACUUGAAGAUUGAGACCAAAAGGGCUAGUGGAGCUGGUGGCCAACACGUAAACACCACAGAUUCGGCGGUGAGAAUUGUCCAUUUGCCGACCGGCUUGGCCGUGGAGGCACAAUCCGAGCGUUCGCAGCUGAAGAACCGGGAGUUAGCCAUGAGUCGCCUGCGUUCCCGGUUAGUGCAGCGGCAGCUGGAAAGCGCCGAAGCCAGUACAAAGGCCACUAAGAAGGCGCAACAGGGAAGUCUCAACCGCAAUGAAAAAAUUCGAACAUAUAACUUCGUCCAGGACCGUAUCACAGACCACAGGCUUCAGGGCGGCACAAUGCACAAUCUCGAUGGAUUUCUCAAAGGCGGCGAGCAACUGACCAGUCUUAUUGAAAAGCUGCAGCUGGAACACCGCAAGGAACGACUAAAGGAUCUCCUGGAGGCUUGGCAGCCCCCGCAAGAGGCUAUAAACAAAAGUUAAAAUAUAUGUUCUACGUUAAAUUCGAUUUAAAAAACUAAUAUGCGUAUAUUGAACAGA
This is a messenger RNA of Drosophila ananassae, 1344 nucleotides long. RefSeq names its product peptide chain release factor 1-like, mitochondrial (gene mRF1). Lineage: Eukaryota; Metazoa; Arthropoda; Insecta; Diptera; Drosophilidae. Gene Ontology annotation, biological process: translational termination. The record is from RefSeq and is a predicted model, not a curated record. Bases 109 to 1287 code for a protein of 392 amino acids. The transcript has a single exon. Gene Ontology annotation, molecular function: translation release factor activity.